CAGUGGGAAAGGGAGGGUUUUAUGGUCAAAGGGGCUUAUCCCAGCACCAGUCCAAUGGUAUAAAGCAGGAGCUCUUGCAGAGGCUUGCCGUGGACAUGCUGCUCCAGCAUUGAGCCUCCAUACCCCAUCUCUUUUCUCUCUUCUUCUUCUCCUUUUUUCUACAUCACCAUCAACUCUUGCAGUCAACCAUGGGAGUUGCCUACAGCGUUGGAGAGGUUGACCACCUCUACACCUUCUUUGUGCAAUGGUCGCCAGAUAUGUACACCAACAGCAACAAAAAGAAGAGCCAAAGCCACUUUAUUCGGGAAAAACAUCAAAAUCGCUAUCAUGGCAAGAAAACCAAAAAUAAGCAGCUAAACAACCACGCGGCAAAAAACUGGGAGAUUAUCAAUGUCAAAGACCCUAAGCGACGUUUGAGUGUGUGCAGCUCUGACUCUGAAACAGAGGAACCCGAGUACCAGGGGGAAGUAGCGGUUGUUCUACCUGUCCUGAGUGACUACAGUGACCUCCUGGAUCGUAGACAUCUACUCAGUCUCGCAUCUCACAUGCCAGCAAGGACACAAGGCUACCCGUGGCAAUUGGUCUACAGCACCGCCGUCCAUGGGAGCAGCCUGAAGACGCUUUACAGAAAUAUGGCCGGUUUUGACAGUCCGGUGCUGCUCGUCGUCAAAGACAUGCAGAAAAAGGUGUUUGGAGCUUUUUCAUCAGAUCCAUUUCGAGUCAGUAAAUACUGCUAUGGCACAGGAGAAACUUUCCUUUUCAGCUUCAAUCCCGACUUCCAGGCUUAUAAGUGGACUGGAGAGAACUCCUACUUUGUGAGCGGGAACUUUGAGUCUCUUCAGAUCGGAGGUGGCGGGGGGGAAUUCGGCCUCUGGAUCGAUGCCGAUCUGUACCGUGGAUCCAGUUUUUCAUGUCCCACCUUCCACAACGCUCCACUCUCCACACAAAAGGACUUCAUCAUACAAGACCUUGAGGUCUGGACAGUACAAAACUGAACACGGACAUCUGGAAAGAAAUAGAAAAUAGAAUUAGAGAAAUGGGAACGGGUGCGUCCACCAACGCCACCGCCGCCGCCGUGUGUCGCCUGCAGUAGCUAAACGUGUAGGUGGCGCCUGAUGACGCCUGUUAUGAAGGCGUUACCGAUGAGGCGCUGCAUAAAGUCCUGUGAUACGGGGCGUUGUUGCCUUCAACUACUGCCUACCAUCUGCAGCCAACGCUAAGCUGUAAGCCUUCCAUUCCCUCCUUUUGUUCAGGAGAGCGUCACAAUUCAGAGUUUGUAAUAAACUUCCUGGAUGAGAUAUUUUGUGAAAAAAGCACUUUUAGGAUUAAAGCCAAAUUCUGAAUUUCUUUGAAUGUUACCGGGCACAUGUGCUUGGAACUUGUUAGAUGAUGUUUACGUAUGAGCCCCAUGAUACUGUGACUAGGUUCUCAUGAGUAUUAGUACCAAUCAGGUUCUGGUAAAACCUAAAAAGGUCAUGCUAAGAAAUACAUGUACAAGUACUUGCACUGUUGACAGUAAGGCAUCCUAUUUUUUUUUUAUCUACGGUUUCAUACUUUCACAAUGCUGUACCUUUGUCCUGUUUUAAAAAAAAACAACAUUUCACAUUUUA
Doryrhamphus excisus (bluestripe pipefish) is the source of this 1610-nucleotide messenger RNA. It is a transcript of the gene ncoa7a, whose product is annotated as nuclear receptor coactivator 7a. Lineage: Eukaryota; Metazoa; Chordata; Actinopteri; Syngnathiformes; Syngnathidae. Gene Ontology annotation, cellular component: nucleus. Gene Ontology annotation, biological process: response to oxidative stress; regulation of transcription by RNA polymerase II. The record is from RefSeq and is a predicted model, not a curated record.